GCUCAGUCGCUGACAGAAAUUCGUGUUAAAAGGUUGUUAUCAGAAAAACCGUUUUGAGCAACAACAAGCGCUUCGCUGUAGUUGUGCGCGCAACACAUACAGUCGCAAUCAAAGCAAUUGAAAGUGGUUGAAUGGUUGUGUGAGAGUACCCAACAGCUGCGUCGACCAAGCAAACGGAGCCCGCACUUCAUUCACAUCUCGACACUCGGUGUGUUCAGAUCGGUACUCAUUCCGGUACAAAGGCAGGCGCUCUUGACAAAGUGUUCUGGAUCUAAAAGGGAAGUGAAUACUAUUGGGGGUUUUGCUAUUUUUGCAAGAAGGACAUUAACUGGUCAAAGUAUGGUUUAUCGCAUGUUUACGGCGGUCCACCGUCCUCUCUGUUGCCGAUAUGAUCGUACAGGUGCCACUGUGACAAAUCCCUGUGACUCUGUGUCCAACCCAAGGCUCACCGUUCAAUGUGAAGAUAUCACGCACUCUUGGAAUUCUCUGCCACCAAGUGAGGUGCCCGUUUGGUAGUUCAGUUUCAUUCAGUGUCAUUUCCGUUCGACUACCCUCGUUUGUAUCGUAGGAAGGUCUCCACUUCUUUUUUUUGUGUUCGUUCUUUCUUCAAUUCGGCAAGGACCAAAGUGUUUAAAAGUGUAUUCCUUUUUGAAAUUCACCACAUCAGGUGUGUUGUGUAAAUCCAAUUGAAAGGUGUUUUAAAAAAAUAAAGGUUUCUUUAUACUACAACCAUCUAAAAGAAGCAAAAUAAAAAUAAUAAUUUAUAGACUCUGAUAGAACUGUAAGGCAAAUAGCCAAAAAAAGUGUGUUUAAUAAAAUAAAAAUUUUAAAAAGGACUGUUUGAGAAUUUUUAUUACACUCUAAUCUUUCCAGAGAAGAGUGUUGAUAUUUUGGACUAACAAAGAGUAAAUCAGUAGAAGUUGUUGUGUUUGUAGCAAAGAGUGCUAGCAAGCAAGGAAGAGAAAAGAAAGGAAGCUCAAGUGUGUUGAAGGAUAAAAGUUUGGUGUUAUUCUGUGUAAUAGUGGUGUAAGAUGUCCACAGGAAAACGUCUAGCAAAGCGUUCCAUAAUCGGUACCCGUGUCUGUGCACCCGGCACUGACGGACUUUUCUAUUCCGGUGUCAUACACUCGGUACGUACUCCUGCUAGUGCACAGGAGAAUAAUAACUGCAUCAACUUAACGCCCAAUACCAAGUACUCUGUGCGUUUCGAUCAGAAGCAGGAUCUCGGUCGUCGCGGGUUAAAUCGCGAAUUUCGGGAUACUGAUUUGAUCGGACCGGGCUUUCAAUCUGUUAUGAACGUUCUCUUGCGCCCAGGACAGAAGGUCUUUCUUACCUUUAACGGACGCGAGUGUGCUGGCGAGGUGAUCACUCACGAUAACAUCAAGGACGAGGUGAACGUGAGGAUUCAACCACUCGGACAAGAGGCCCAUCUUGAGUUGAAGAAACGUUUGGAGGAAGUUCGCCUCCUGGAAUCAAGGAGAUCAGCUCGUUUGGCAGAUCAGGAUCGUGACACGGACUUUGCUAGGCUAGCCGAUAUGGCGGGUGAUCGUCGCAGGGCCUCCCACAGCAUUGAUGUUCCACUUGGAUUUGCUCAGCAAAACAAUGGCUCACGCAAACGUCGCACUUCCUACUCACAAGACGACAUUUACAACGAUGAUGAUCCCAUGGACGAGUGCAAUGCUGCCCUCGUCCUCAUGAGUCUCUCCUGUUCGCCACAUUCACCACGUACAGUUGUCUCCCAAUGGAACUCUGUAUUCGGCUCAAGCCCAGGAAGCACAAGCGGUGCAUCCUGGUCAUCAUCUGGCACAUCAUCGCCCCCACUUAGUGACGAGGGGGCCCCAAGUAGUACAAAUGGCCGCAUUCGCACUACAUCCCUCUCCACAUCCGACGAAGGCAUCGUCAUGGAUUACAACGAAGAGAUGCCGCGCAAGAAGAGGGCAAAUGGACCGCUCUUCAAGUGCGUUUGGAAGGGUUGCAACGUCAUCCACUCAACAGUGUCCCAGAUUGAAGCACACAUUCGCAAUGCACAUUUAGGGCCAAAGAAGCCACGUCAAUCACUCGAUGAUGAUGGCACCUUCAGCGACAGCGACCACGAGGAGGAGUUUUACUACACUGAGCUGGAGGAUGAGGAAGAUUCUGCUGGCCCCAGCCCACCAUCACCGCCCACGCUAAGUCACAGGGAUAUGGCGAGGCCACCACAUGAGGACCCUGAGUAUCAGCGUCAGCUUGUGGGAAGUUUCAGGCAAAGCUUCCUGUCGCUACAGCAGACUCCAGUAAAGCCACCGCUUCCCAUCGGCCAUGCCGGACCCAUCAGUAUUCCCAAUGCGAUUCUACCGCAGCACAACUACUCGUGGUCUCACCAGCAGAGUCCGGUGAGUCGGUCACUCCCUAAGGUGGCAUCACCACAGAAGCACGUCCGACUGUCACCGCGUCCGUCCACGUCAUACGCCCCCUAUCCCUCCCCCACAUACACAAACGCCAUCACGGCGGUGCAGCACAAUGUGAACAUUUACAUGUCGCCCGUGAAUCAGGGUGCUGUGGUGGCUCACAGUGCUCCCGCCAUUGGUAGCCACCGGUCGCCGCUGUCGCCGAAUCGGCGUACACGUGGUGAGAACAAGAAGUGCAGGAAGGUGUAUGGGAUGGAGCACAAGGAUCAGUGGUGCACCCAGUGCAAGUGGAAGAAGGCGUGCAGUAGAUUUGGGGACUGAAAAAAGGCCAAGAAAUAAUUUGCCCAGAUAAGUCCCAUCGAAUCGCGCAGCAGCGGGCAAAUUAUUUGUGUUUUCUCAAAGAAACAAACAAAACAAAGACAUCGCCAUCAUCCCACAUCUUCCACCCUCGGAUCCAUCGAAGCUCAAAAAUGAAGGUAAAGAAAAAAAAAACUUAACGCUGGUCGUUUAAAAGAGAUGGAAGGACAAUACGGAGAAAAUAUUUCCAUAUGCCACAAAACUUGUGCCAGUUCGGGCAGAUUUAGGAGGAGGCGCAGAGUGUUGUAAAAUGUUGAGGAUAAUUUAAAAAAUAUACAUAUAUAUUAUUAUAUAACAUACAAAUAAAAUGCAAAGAGAAAAAGGAUCACAUUUUAGCUGUAGCCGUUUCAAUUUAAAAGAAAAAGAAAAUUUCUCUAAUAGAAUGCAAAUUUUUAGGAUGCUUUUAGGGUUAUCAAAUUUUGAUUUUGGCAUCAGUGGUUUUUAAGGAAAAUAAUAAAUUUAAAGAAAAAUGAAAGGUACAAGUAGAAAAGCGAUGUCUGUGGAAAGCUUCGUUAGAAAAUCUUCUCUUGCGAAAUGUAUUUGUGUAAGACGUAUCAUUGUGUAAUUUGGUGUAGAUGUGAGAUCUCCCUGAAAAAAAGGUUCCCCAAAAAAAUCAGUAAAAAAUCCUUUUAGUGUGAGAUUAAGAGUAAGAAAAAAAAAUGUGAAAAUAUCUCAAAGAAAAAUUGAAAAAAUAAAACUCAUAGGCCGUGAUAUCAUGUUAGAAAAGCUAAGAGCAUAAAAAAAGCUUCAAAUUGAUUUUUAUAUAAAAUUCUUCUUUUUUUUUAAACCACUUUUUGCGAUAAAAUUGCAUGCUUUGCACACAUUUUUUCCUUCAAUGUUUGUGCAUUAAUCAAAAAAGAAAGGAGAUUUUCAAAAAUUAAAGUGGUAUAGGAUGUGAAAAUGAUAAGAAUCGUGGACAAAAAGAAAUAUCUUACAAAAUAGAUUUAUCGCAAAAACCUUACAUAAAAUAAAUAGGGUAACCCUAAAGAGAAAAUUACAAAUGAAAAAAAAAAUAUCUAGACAAACCAAAAAACAAAGUAAUGUGAAGAAAAUAUUUAAGCAUGGAGACAGAAAUAUAUUUUUUUAGGAUGAACAACAUUAUUUUUUGCAUAAAAAAACAAACAUAAAUUUUAAAAAAUAUAUAAAGAGAGAAGAUAUAUAUUUUUAUUUUCGAGACAUUCAAAAUUUUAUAGAGGCAAAUUGCAAAAAAAUCAACAACACUGAUCAAGUGCAAAAAAAUGAAAUAAAUUUUUAAUUUUGGACAUCAAAACCUAUUCCGGAAUGUAAAAUAAAGUUUCGGAAAUAAAAAUAUCUCACAGACCAAGAUCACAAAAAAAUCACGAUGUGUGGCAUAGGCAAGGCAAUCAGUUGCAGUGUUUGAGAUCAUGAGAAAAUAUGAGAGAGAAAAACAAAAAGUAUUUUGGAGAAAAGGGGAAAAAUUUUCUUAAGAAAAAAAUUCGAAUUAAGCGCAGAGUCAAAAAAUCCGGCAGUGUUGAGAACAUCUCUGAAAAUAUAUAAAUGGUUUCAGUGAAUGGAAAACCGAAUUGGCAAAAAUAUUUUUCAUCGUUCUAUCUCUUUGAAACAAAAGUAUUGAAGAAAAAAACUAAAGAUGAUGAACUUCGAGAUUGUUUAAAAGAAAAAAUAAAUAAAUAAAAGAAGUUAAUCUGAAAAGAACGAAGAUUCUAGAAACAAUAAAAAUCAAUAAGGCUGAUUUAGUUGUUACGUGUUUUACCAUAUCAAUUUAAUAAUGAAAAAAAAAAAGAUUUAAAAAACCUUAGUAAAAAUCUUGCGAAAUAUGGGACAUUUUACAAAAGAAUAAAAUUUUGUCUUGUCGAAUUUAUUAAGUUUUUUCUGAGAUUUUAAAAUUAAAGAAAGACUUUUAUGUAUUUUCUUCUCGCAAAAAAACUUAUUUUCUGUUUAUUAUCUGUUUAACAUUUAUAAAGAAAAUAAGGCAAAAAAAUUACAUCCAUAAAGAAAGUUUCUUAUUUAAAAAAUAUCAUUAAACUUUCUUUUUUUUUUAAAUAAAAAUUAUCUCUUUCCUCACAAAUGAUUUAUUUUCAUUUUUCAAAGUAAUACAAAAAAGUCUUUUUUAUCUUAUUAAAAUUCUCAGAAAAAUCCGUUCUCAUUAGUAAAAUCUUAAAAAAAAAAGUAUUCCCACAAAAUAUUUAAAAUCAAAAUUUAAUAUUUUUCGAUACCACCUUAAAAAAACGAUUCCAGUCUUAAAGAAAAAAAAAACAAAGUUAAUAAGAAAAAAAUACUUUAAAGAAUCGUCAAUUUUGUUGUCAAUGUAUUUGUUUGAUAUUUUAUUAUUUAAUAUUUUUUUAUUGUAACGUCAAAUAAUUUGUUUUUUAAUUAAAUGUUAUUACAAGAGAACACUGCCAAGACUUAAAAUCAAUCUGGUGCGUACUUUAAAAAAAAAUGAAGAAAAAUUAGUAAUAGAAAAAUGAGAAAAUAAAAAUUAUUAUUAAAAAAAAACGCGAUUCGAAUUUAUAAAAUCAAAAAAUUAAUGUUUUGAAAAAAAAACCGCGCAAAAAUGACGUAAAUUGAGAUUUAACAAAAUAUAAAACGACGAUCGUGAAACAACGUUUUGGCCCCUACAUCAUUUUCUCGUAAGACAAAAACCAAAUGAAAAAAAAUCUAAAGGAAAAUCUUACAGAAUCCAACACACGACACAAAGAUUAAAAAAUAAAUGAUCUUUCACUGAUUGAGGAUCAAACGAGGAUCACGCGUAGAUCCACCUCAAUCGGUGGCUUUCUUAACUACAAGAACUGAUUGACUGAUGUUGUCUUUGCUGAUUUGAAACGUGAUUACGUUUCCAUGACAACAAAUUAAUGAAAAAAACAAGAAAUAAAUAUAAAAGACUUAUAUUUUUGCCUAUUAUUGUACAAAAGAAAAAAAAUUAAGAGAAAAUAACGUGAGAAAAAAAAUGAGAAAAAAACCUACAAGAAAAUAAACUACAAAAAAACUAUCAUCGUUCUACGAUGGGAAAUUGAAAAAAAAUAGAGACGUAAUUUUUAAUGUGAGACACUCUGCAAAUAUCUGAUGGAGAAAAAAUAUAUAUUAACUAUAAAAAAAACUAUUAACUUAUUCAUAAGAAAUGAAGAGAUGAAAAUAUAAAAUAUUAUAUACAAAAUAUAAAAUAUAAAUUAUACAUUUUACUAAUAGAUUUAAGGCAUGAAACUGAAAGAGAAAAAUACAAUAUAGAGGAUAAUUAUUAAGAAGAACAAAAAAAAAACAUAUUGAUAGUAACUUUAAGAAACUCAAUGGAUCUCUAUCGUUAAAUACUUUCAAUGUUUUCCACUUUUUUUCCGAAGAUCGAGAAAAGAAAAAAAAUAUUUAUAUUAAAAUAUUAAAAUAAUUGAAUUGAUAAUAAUGUGGACGCGUUACCAGAGGAGGAUAUUACAUUGUAAAAAAAAUGAAUUCUAUUAUAUUUUUUAAAAAUGGUUGUAAAUGUGACAUUUUUUGUGUGUGGAUUGACAUCCACGAUCACCCCUCAAGCAGUUUUAUUGCGCUUUGUUACUAUUCCAGGUAGCCUUACGUGGACUUUUUGUUCUUUUUUGGAAUUAAUUUCAUAGUGCGAUCAGUAUUCGGAACGAUGAUCGCGUCUGGAAUUCACUCCGAAAGGAUAAAAAUCGUACGCUAUCAGCUUGCAUGACGAUCAAACGAUCCGCAAUCGUCCUGCAAAUUGAUAGUUCCAUCGAUCAGUGGACACUUGCUAUGUAUUGAUCUUCAAGUGUGGCGAUAUGAACCUUUUUUUUGAGUUGAUCUUUGGAAUUUUUUUUAAAAGUGAUCUUUUCAAUUUUUCAGAUAAAUCGCGAUCACUUUUUUCAGUGAUCUUUGCAAAGAAAUUGAAGCUUUCAAGGAAAACUUUGCAAGAAAAAUAUGUUGCAAAGAUCACAAAAAAUUUCCAAAGAUCACUUUAAAAGAGAAAAAUUCUUUAAUUUCCCAGCAAUUUUUCAAAAUUUUAUUCCCGUUAAUUUGCUAGAAAUAAUUCGUCUAAAUGCUUUUUUCAAUUCAGAGCUUAAAAUGAUCUAAUGCAUGAUCUUUAAACUCUUCUAUCGUGAUCAAGUAUGAAAGCAAUCAUUUUAAUCAAUGCGUGCAAUUUAUGUGCAAAACUCUACUUGCAUUUUCGAGUGAAACACAAAAGUCCCUAAACAGUCCAAGAUUUAUUUAAACAAUUACAAAAAGACCAUAAACUUGAACUAAAAAAACUCGGACGUGAAGUCACGCAAAUUGCAAAUGAAAAAGAAAAAUUAAUUGCAUUUCAAAAGCUGAUAAAAGAUUUUCACAGAUCAAUUACUCUCUACUCCCCCCCUCAUACAUGAAUAUAUAUUGAUGCGAAUGGAAGAACAUCAUUGAGAAAUUAAUAAUAAAAAAAAAAUUGUAAUAUUUAAUGGAUGGAAGAAUGCUUGAAAAAAAAAAUGAAGAAGAAAUGAUUGAAGAUAGCAAGAAGAAAAUAACAAGAUGAAAAGCACUUAAAAGUACAUGAACAAUCUAUUUAGAUGCAAUAUAAAUUAUUCAUAUUAAUACACUUAUUAUUAAAUAGUAAUUAUUACUUAAAACAUGAAAAAUACAAUGAGAGAAAUUAAUAAUAAAAAAAAAUGAAGAACCUCUGUACUGGAUAAACCAUUUCAAAAGAAGAAGACGAAGAAAAAUGUAAAACGUCUCUAAUUGUUAAGGAGCAACAAACACACACAAAAAAAAUGAGAAGAAAUACAAAAAAAAAGAAGAUGAAAUUGAGUAAUGGAAGUUUAUUGAAUAGAUGAGUGUCGUUGAAGAAAAAAAUAUCUAUUAAAUAUUAAUUAAUAACUUGAUAAGGAAUAACUAAGGAAAUACACGAAAUUUAUCAAUAAAUAUUUUGGAGGUGAAGAAGGAGAAAAAAAAGUGAGACAGUGUAUGAAUUUUAUGGCUAUAACACUAUUAAAUUUAUCUUCUACAUAAGGUUUAAAUUUUACAAAAAAAAACAUCAAGUUACAAAUUAAUUUUAAGUGAUAAAAACUGAGGUAAAGGAAACCAUUAAGGAUUUGUUAAUGACACGUAUGAGGAGAUUUUGUGACAAAACUUUUUAUUUUUUGGCAUUUUAUUUCUUCUCAUUAAUUUUAUUACACUCUGAGAAAUUAAAAAAAUACGUGUUGGUAUUCUUUAUUUUCUCCCGAAAUGUAUUUUUCGUAUUUUUAAUUUAACAAAAAAAAUAAUCACUCGUCAUUGCAAUUUUCCUGUAAUAUUUUAAUUUUCAUUUGCAAUAUUUAUUUAUUUUAUUCUUUUCCAAAUAAGUUUAAUUUUUCUCGCCCACACAGCUUGGAUGUCGCAAUAGAAAGUGCAUUGAGAGGGUUUAACACCUGCAAGGAAAGGUGUUUGAUAAAUUUUUGAAAUUACAAAAGAAAACUUUAUCAAAUUAACCUUUUCUUCUGUGUUGAGUUGUUUCUUUUGCAAAUAAAGUUUUAAUGAAAAAUAUUCUAUUUAACAAAAAAACUAUGGAGGAAAUAUUGUUGCAAAUAUUUUAUACGUUGUAUUACGAAGUUUUUUAUUUUACAAAGUUUCAAAAAAAAAAUGUAAAGAAAAAUAUUAAAAAUGAUUGCUAUUUUAUAAAAAAAAUUGAUUUUUUAUUUCUUUUUUGAAACUUGCAAUCUUGUUUCGAUGUUCCUCACUCCUUGAUAAAAAAGAAUAUUAAGGUAAAUCUUCCGAUAAGCCAUUUUUGUACCUUAGAAAAGAGAAAAAAAAAUACAAAAUCAACCAUUUUUUAAACUUUUAUGAAAAUAUUUUUCAAGUUUUAGCGGUAAGUGUUUUUUUAAUUUUUGAUUUUUUUCUAAUGCCUUAAAAUUUAUUAAUAUAAACAAAAUGUUCACUUUCUGUUGUCGCUGUGAGAAAAUGGGAUUAACUUGGUGGUUAAUUCGAAUUUCUCCGAGUGUAAAUACAUCGCUUUGAAGCGUGCGAUUUUUUUUGAGUAUUAAGAAUGUAAUCUACUUGGAAACUCCUCAUUUUUUUUUACCUAUUUUUGUUAUUAUUUAUUUUUAAUAAUUAUUCAUUUUUUGAUUGUAUAAUAAAUUGCUUUUCAUUUCAGUGAUACACUCAUUGCCUGUAACUUUUGUACAUAAAUUGUUCCUUUGAGUGUUUUCGCAUAAAAAAACUCGAGGCAAUAAAAGUUUUUUGAUGUUUUCUAAUUUUCAACAAAAAAGAAACGUUGAUGUUUUUUAAUGUUUCAUCUCUCGGUAGAGUCUCUCAAGCUCAUUAAAAAAAUUGAAAAAAAUAUUUUAGAAACAUCAAGUAUUAUUUUUUUUAAUUUAGUUGUUACACCUAAGAGAAAGAAAUUAGAUGACAUUUGCUGUCAAAUGAUUUUUUCUUUCUUAGGCGCUGCAGCUCUUCCCUGUAUUUUCUAUAAAUCUAUUAAAGUUCUUUUAUUUAUAACAAAAAAAAUCAUUAAAAUAUUUUUAAUCAAAUGCACCAAGAUGGCAUAAUAUCAGUGGCAUAAAUCGUAUCCAAUUUAUUUGUUUUUUUUUAUUAAGAGAUUCCUAAAAUGCUUAUUUUUGUAAAAUAUGUUUGUAAAUUAUUUUUUAAAAAUAGUAAAACUCACUUCAAGACAAAAGUUAAGAAAAUAGAAAUAAAAUAGUAAAAGAAAAAACAAAAUGUACAUAUUACAGAAAAACGAUGGUAUAUAAUUGUGAUUGCUAUAGACAAAACACUCAGUUCCAUGAAGUAAACUCUCAAAAAAGAAAUGACAAAAAAAUAACAAAGAUUUUCUUGAAAGAGUUUAUGGAAUGACUGAAGUGCAUACAAAGUAAAAAAAAAUAAAACUUUUAAUAUAGAAAAAAAUGUUAAUAUGGAAACAAAAGAAAAAAUAGUUAAAGGCAAUAUUUUUGGGCAACAGGACUCUCUUUCUAUAUAUACACAGAAAAAAAUGGAAAGUUGUUGAGAACUUUUUGGAUGGAUGGUGGACAAUGGCUCAGAGUUUCCCGCCAAAAAGCACAAAAAACACUUUUGAACUGAUUGAAUAAAAAAAAUCAUGGUAUUCAAACUUUUCUAACCAAAAACUCUCCUCCUCUUUUUCUACUAAACAUUCUAUCGCAUCUAAGGCCUCCCUCCCCCCUCCCCCCAAAAUGGGAGCUUUUACCUCAACUGGAAAGCUUCCUGUACAACUUCAAACUAUAUGUAUACUCUUUAUAUACCUACCUAUAUAUUGGAAAACAAAAUGAAGAAGAAAAAAUCAACAAAACACAAUCACUAAAGUGUUAAAAAAAAGUUGUCUCGAGAUAUUCCAAGAAAUAGAACUAUAUAGUAAAGUAAAUAGUAAAAGAAAUAUUAAUAGAAAAAUUAAUCAACAAGCAAAAAUAAUUAUAUAGUUACAACACAAAGAAAUAGCAGAAUUUUCCCAAAUAGUAGAUAAAAAAAGGAAGAUGAUGAAAAUACAGAAAAAACCAUAUUUAAUAGUUUGUUGCCGAUAGAUGUUAAGAAGAAGACGAAGAAUAAAAAAAACCAGAUGAUCCUCCUUCACAGAAUCACUAAAAACUAAGAAGAAAAAAAACAAACAAACUGCAAGAUAUCAAGACACAACACAUUGAAACCAUUUCAAUUUCCAAAUAUUUUUUUUUUAUUUAAUUUACCUUUUAUCAAAUAAUAUUUUCAAUGUAUAAUUUUUUUAAAAAUAAAUAUAAAGUUCUUUUUCUCAUAAUAUUUAGGUAUGAAACACUACGAAAAAAAAACAUUUACAAAGUCACAUUAUUUUCAUCACAAAAUAAAAUUUCUCAUUAAAAAAAAAUAAUUGUUACAUUAUUUUAAAAAUGAACCCAAAACCAUAAAAAAUAAUUAAAUUUUAAAGACAAGAAUUUUGAUAUUUGAGACACAACCAACAAAAUAGAGAUGAUUAGAAAUUAUAUUUAUAGUGUUUUUAUUGAAGAAAAAAAAGAGAGACAAGAAGUAUAAAAAAAGAAAAUUAACGAUAUUUUAUUGAUUAUACAGAAAAUAUAAAAAAAAUUAAGAAAAAAUCUAUAUCAUACAUCUUUCUCGUUCAUAUUUACAAGAAAAAAAUGAAAGCAUUACAUUAUAAAAGAAAAGAAAAGAUAAAAUAUAUCGGGUAAGAAAAGUACAUUGUAAGUUUUAGAGAAAGUGGAAAAUACACAAAAACUAAUAUUUAUUUAUAAGGUGAAGAAAAAAGUAAAAGAAAAAAUCGAUAUUACUGCAAGAAAUCAAUAUGUAUAAUUUCUGAAAAAAUAAAAAAAAGAAAAACUAUAUAUUUCAAAUGAAAAGAAAAAAUAAAAGAAGAAAAUAUAUAUUGAGAAAAAAAAGCUACAAGAUGUAUGGAAAUAAAGUAUAUUAAAUAUAUAUAAAUAUAUAUACAAUAAAGUCCAAUUCGAAGAAUAA
Molecule: messenger RNA, 11099 nt
Organism: Lutzomyia longipalpis
Lineage: Eukaryota; Metazoa; Arthropoda; Insecta; Diptera; Psychodidae
Gene: Glut4EF
Product: zinc finger protein 395
Exons: 8
Coding region: 1032-2708 (558 amino acids)
Biological process (GO): regulation of transcription by RNA polymerase II
Cellular component (GO): nucleus
Molecular function (GO): RNA polymerase II cis-regulatory region sequence-specific DNA binding; DNA-binding transcription factor activity
Source: RefSeq, a predicted model, not a curated record